AUGGACGGCGUGCGUGAAGUCGUGGGAUUGCAGGAGCUGAGAACGGACUAUAAGGAGUUCCAAGAGCGGCGACAGCUCCGGGACGGACUGGUCCUCCGCUUGCGUGAGAAGACCACCGCGGCCAAGCUCAAGCUCCUGGUCCAGGACAUGAAGCUCUUCCCCGUGGCCAUCAAGCUUGCCUAUUCCUGCAACUACCCUCUGGCUCAGAUCAUGGAGAUUUACCGAAGAUACGCAGACCAUUUGUACGAAAAGAAGCGGGCUUACGACGAAAGUGUGCAGCAGUACAUCCACACGAUCGGCUACUUGGAUCCCUCCUACGUCAUCGCCCGUUUCCUCGACCCGCAGCGCAUCCACAAUUUGACGGUCUACCUGGAGGCUUUGCACCGACAGGGGCAUGCCACGGCCGCCCUGACCACCUUCCUCUUGAACUGUUACACGAAGUUGAAGGACACCGCCAGGUUGGAUCGCUUGGUUUUU
Molecule: messenger RNA, 477 nt
Organism: Nannochloropsis gaditana CCMP526
Product: vacuolar protein sorting-associated 11-like protein
Exons: 4
Biological process (GO): vesicle-mediated transport; organelle fusion; endosome organization
Cellular component (GO): endosome; HOPS complex
Molecular function (GO): protein-macromolecule adaptor activity
Source: RefSeq, a predicted model, not a curated record